AUGGAGGGAGAGGAGACGGAGAAGGAAGUGAAGGCUGCGUCUCCCAAGAAGGAGUUGAAGGACGAGAAGGAGGAGGAAGAGAAGGGAGAGGACCUAAAAGACGAGGAAGACAAAGAACCGAAAGAGGAGAAAAUGGAGGUCAACGGCGAUGCUGACGGAGAGACUUCCAAGGACGCCGAACCAGAGAAAGAAGACACUCCCAAUGAGGACAUCAGGGACCAGGACAAGAAGCCGGAAUUCCAGGAGAAACCGGAGUCUUCCAAAGCAUCGGAAGACCAGGAAACCAAGAAGGAAGAGAUGGCGGGAAAGCAGAAAGAAGGGAGCCCAGCCAAGUCUCCCAAAUCUCCCAAACCAGUGGCUGAGAAAGGGCCCGAAGAGGAGGAUGAGGAGAAGAUGGAGGAAGAUGACAAGUCUGAGAAGUCCUCUCAAGCUGACGGUAUAUCCUACUCUCAACUCCUUUGCUGAAAUACAUUUUCACAAGGAACAUUUUAAUUUUAGGGUGUGAAUUCAUGCAAACCAUCAACAGUGAGUCUGUGUAGAAGUCUACAAUAGACAGUUGGGCCAUGCAAGUGCAUGACUCAUGACUACUCCUUUAUGUUGAAGCCAGCCACAACACAGUAAGUGGCUGUGUGUAGUUGGUCUGCUUUAGCUGGCAUUUAGAAACGACUAUAUGUCUGUGUAUAGUCUAUUUAAGCUUGCUGCUUAGGGUUGAAUUGAAGACUCACUGUAUGACCCUUCUAGUAUUCUGCUGUUGCUAAUUUUGAGAAAGCACUACAUGAAGCCAUUUGUAGAUUCUCUUGUGGCUGCUAUUGACAAAGCGCUGUUGUCAUUUUUCAGCGGGUGCCACCUCCGAGCAGAAGAACUUUGACGAGGAGAGCAAUGCCUCACUGAGCACCACGGCCAGAGACGAGACCCGCGAUGGGUUCUGCCCCGAGGAUGGAGAACCCUCAGCCAUCCAGAGAACCUUCUCCUUCUCCUUCUGGCCAAAGGUUUGUAGAAGAAAGAUGUACAUUCAUUCACAUACAGUGGGGAGAACAAGUAUUUGAUACGCUGCCGAUUUUGCAGGUUUUCCUACUUACAAAGCAUGUAGAGGUCUGUAAUUUUUAUCAUAUGUACACUUCAACUGUGAGAGACGUAAUCUAAAACAAAAAUCCAGAAAAUCACAUUGUAUGAUUUUUAAGUAAUUAAUUUGCAUUUUAUUGCAUGACAUAAGUAUUUGAUACAUCAGAAAAGCAGAACUUAAUAUUUGGUACAGAAACCUUUGUUUGCAAUUACAGAGAUCAUAAGUUUCCUGUAGGUCUUGACCAGGUUUGCACACACUGCAGCAGGGAUUUUGGCCCACUCCUCCAUACAGACCUUCUCCAGAUCCAUCAGGUUUCGGGACUGUCGCUGGGCAAUACGGACUUUCAGCUCCCUCCAAAGAUUUCCUAUUGGGUUCAGGUCUGGAGACUGGCUAGGCCACUCCAGGACCUUGAGAUGCUUCUUACGGAGCCACUCCUUAGUUUCCCUGGCUGUGUGUUUCGGGUUGUUGUCAUGCUGGAAGACCCAGCCACGACCCAUCUUCAACGCUCUUACUGAGGGAAGGAGGUUGUUGGCCAAGAUCUCGCGAUACAUGGCCCCAUCCAUCCUCCCCUCAAUACGGUGCAGUCGUCCUGUCCCCUUUGCAGAAAAGCAUCCCCAAAGAAUGAUGUUUCCACCUCCAUGCUUCAUGGUUGGGAUGGUGUUCUUGGGGUUGUACUCAUCCUUCUUCUUCCUCCAAACACGGCGAGUGGAGUUUAGACCAAAAAGCUCUAUUUUUGUCUCAUCAGACCACAUGACCUUCUCCCAUUCCUCCUCUGGAUCAUCCAGAUGGUCAUUGGCAAACUUCAGACGGGCCUGGGCAUGCGCUGGCUUGAGCAGGGGGACCUUGCGUGUGCUGCAGGAUUUUAAUCCAUGACGGCGUAGUGUGUUACUAAUGGUUUUCUUUGAGACUGUGGUCCUAGCUCUCUUCAGGUCAUUGACCAGGUCCUGCCGUGUAGUUCUGGGCUGAUCCCUCACCUUCCUCAUGAUCAUUGAUGCCCCACGAGGUGAGAUCUUGCAUGGAGCCCCAGACCGAGGGUGAUUGACAGUCAUCUUGUACUUCUUCCAUUUUCUAAUAAUUGCGCCAACAGUUGUUGCCUUCUCACCAAGCUGCUUGCCUAUUGUCCUGUAGCCCAUCCCAGCCUUGUGCAGGUCUACAAUUUUAUCCCUGACGUCCUUACACAGCUCUCUGGUCUUGGCCAUUGUGGAGAGGUUGGAGUCUGUUUGAUUGAGUGUGUGGACAGGUGUUUUUAUACAGGUAACGAGUUCAAACAGGUGCAGUUAAUUACAGGUAAUGAGUGGAGAACAGGAGGGCUUCUUAAAGAAAAACUAACAGGUCUGUGAGAGCCGGAAUUCUUACUGGUUGGUAGGUGAUCAAAUACUUAUGUCAUGCAAUAAAACGCAAAUUAAUUACUUAAAAAUCAUACAAUGUGAUUUUCUGGAUUUUUGUUUUACAUUCUGUCUCUCACAGUUGAAGUGUACCUAUGAUAAAAAUUACAGACCUCUACAUGCUUUGUAAGUAGGAAAACCUGCAAAAUUGUCAGUGUAUCAAAUACUUGUUCUCCCCACAGUAUACAUACUCAUAUUCAUUCAUGUAGUGGUGAAAUAUAUACUGAAAAAAAAUAUAAACGCAACAUGUAAAGUGUUGGUCCCAUAUUUCAUGAGCUGAAAUAAAAGAUCCCAGAAAUGUUCCAUACACACAAAAAGCUUAUCUUAAAUGUUGUGCACAAAUUGAUUUACAUCCCUGUUAGUGAUCAUUUCUCAUUUGGCAAGAUAAUCCAUCCAUAUCAAGAAGCUGAUUUUAAACAGCAUGAUCAUUACACAGGUGCACCUUGUGCUGGGGACAAUAAAAGGCCACUCUAAAAUGUGCAGUUUUGUCACACAACACAAUGACACAGAUGUCUCAUGUUUUGAGGGAGCGUGCAAUUGGCAUGCUGACUGCAGGAAUGUCCACCAGAGCUGUUGCCAGUCUAUGCUACAGUAAUGCGCAUCUAAUUUACCCGUCUCCAUCUGGUUUUCGGGGUCACCUUGUUUUUUUAAUUGGAAAGAUUAUAAUUUUUUUAAUUGCAGCUGCAGAGUUUUAAAAAAGCCUAUCACUCGAAUAUCAUUGAUUUAAAUCAGUGCACACACGAGUACUACUGCAGUCUCUCUCUCUCUCUCCAUCAACUCCAAAUAGAAAAUCCUGUUCUAUAUAUAGGGCUAUAUAUCAAUCUAGAUGUCCUAGCCUACCUCUUUCAAAUCAAAUUGUAUUUGUCACAUGCCCUGAAUAUAACAGUGAAAAGCUUACUUACAAGCCCUUAACCAACAAUGCAGUUUUAAGUAAAGAGUUAAUUCAAUAUUUACUAAAUAAACAAAAGUAAAAAAUUAACUAUUAUAAGAAUUCAGGUAAUAAAUUCAAUGUAGUAUUAGCCGUAUAUUUAGGUAAUUAAUUAUGGUUAUGCGUAAUAAGCUUCUAAUUUAUAGCCUCAGUCUCUUGCGCAACAGGAAAAGCUGAACUAGAAUAGCUUGCUUGACAUUAUUUUUUUUUAGCAUUUCUUAUACCAAUAGACUAUUCGAAGAGGAACGCAAGCUCUUUUUUGCUGAAUGUUAAAUACAGCGGCCAAUAGAACUCACGGGUAGUUUGAAAGAAGAGCGAAUGCGCGAUGGCGGUAGGCUAUAGCAGUUAUUUAUUCAGACCCAUAACGUUCAAUCUUCAUGAAGAGAAUUCAAAGCGUUCUGCAUCUAGUCCAAUAUUAUUCAAGGAUGACAUUAGAGUGAUUAAAGAUAAGGACAACAAAACGUAUUUCUUAGAACUGUUGAAAGCGGGGAAGGAAUGAAGUAACACUAGAGAGAGAAAGAGGAGGUAGGCUAAUAACAUUAGGGGAAAUAUUAUGAAAGGUAUAUAUGCGUCAGCCUACUAAUUAUACAAAUAGGUCCUAUUAUAUGUAAAUCAAAUUCGCUAGCCUAUACUUGUAACUUUGUAGGCAUGUGCUGCAUCAGAAUCUCAUGUUCUCUUCUGCUUUAUCAUGGUUUGAACAAUGUGCGUAAUUCAAGUCCAUAUUAUACAGUAUAAUACAAUACAGUAAUACAGUUCACACGAUUAGCCUACUGGAGCUAGUCUCAUUUAUUUACCCAAGAGAGCAUAUAGCUAGCUACAUCUAUGGGCUUUUAUGUUUUUCUGUCGUGCGUAAUGUGCAGUAGCCUUCUGGUAUUGGCGGGAAAUACCGGGUUACCUGGGAGAAAAGUGAUUUUAUUCAUGAGAUGGAACAUUUGUGAAAUACCAGUAAAAUAUUCAACCAGAUAUUGACUGGUUUUCUGAUCCACGCCCCUACCUUUUAAGGUAUCUGUGACAGACAGAUGCAUAUCUGUAUUCCCAGUCAUGUGAAAUCCAUAGAUUAGGGCCUAAUUAAAUUAUUUCAAUGUACUUUUAUGAACUGUAUCUCAGUAAAAUCGUUGAAAUUGUUGCAUGUUGCGUUUUUAUAUUUACAUUGGACCCUAGAGGCACACUAUAUACAAAAGGUACUUGAACAGUGUUAAGUUCAGUAUUUUAUUUAUAUAUAUAUAUAUAUAUAUAUACUGCUCAAAAAAAUAAAGGGAACACUUAACACAAUGUAACUUCAAGUCAAUCACACUUCUGUGAAAUCAAACUGUCCACUUAGGAAGCAACACUGAUUGACAAUACAUUUCACAUGCUGUUGUGCAAAUGGAAUAGACAACAGGUGGAAAUUAUAGGCAAUUAGCAAGACACCCCCCAAUAAAGGACUGGUUUUGCAGGUGGUGACCACAGACCACUUCUCAGUUCCUGUGCUUCCUGACUGAUGUUUUGGUCACUUUUGAAUGCUGGCGGUGCUGUCACUCUAGUGGUAGCAUGAGACGGAGUCUACAACCCACACAAGUGGCUCAGGUAGUGCAGCUCAUCCAGGAUGGCACAUCAAUGCGAGCUGUGGCAAGAAGGUUUGCUGUGUCUGUCAGCGUAGUGUCCAGAGCAUGGAGGCGCUACCAGGAGACAGGCCAGUACAUCAGGAGACGUGGAGGAGGCCGUAGGAGGGCAACAACCCAGCAGCAGGACUGCUACCUCCGCCUUUGUGCAAGGAGGAGCAGGAGGAGCACUGCCAGAGCCCUGCAAAAUGACCUCCAGCAGGCCACAAAUGUGCAAUAGUAUGCUCAAACGGUCAGAAACAGACUCCAUGAGGGUGGUAUGAGGGCCCGACGUCCACAGGUGGGGGUUGUGCUUACAGCCCAACACCGUGCAGGACGUUUGGCAUUUGCCAGAGAACACCAAGAUUGGCAAAUUCGCCACUGGCGCCCUGUGCUCUUCACAGAUGAAAGCAGGUUCACACUGAGCACGUGACAGAGUCUGGAGACGCCGUGGAGAACGUUCUGCUGCCUACAACAUCCUCCAGCAUGACCGGUUUGGUGGUGGGUCAGUCAUGGUGUGGGGUGGCAUUUCUUUGGGGGGCCGCACAGCCCUCCAUGUGCUUGCCAGAGGUAGCCUGCUUGCCAGAGGUAGCCAUCCACCAACGCCACGUUGCACCAUGCUUUAGUCCAGGUCUGGGAGGAGAUCCCUCAGGAGACCAUCCGCCACCUCAUCAGGAGCAUGCCCAGGCGUUGUAGGGAGGUCAUACAGGCACGUGGAGGCCACACACACUACUGAGCCUCAUUUUGGCUUGUUUUAAGGACAUUACAUCAAAGUUGGAUCAGCCUGUAGUGUGGUUUUCCACUUUCAUUUUGAGGGUGACUCCAAAUCCAGACCUCCAUGGGUUGAUACAUUUGAUUUCCAUUGAUGAUUUUUGUGUGAUUUUGUUGUCAGCACAUUCAACUAUGUAAAGAAAAAAGUAUUUAAUAAGAUUAUUUCAUUCAUUCAGAUUUAGGAUGUGUUAUUUUAGUGUUCCCUUUAUUUUUUUGAGCAGUGUAUAUAUAAAACACAGAAAUCAGUUUACGUAAAGAAAGAAAAUUGAGAAAAACUGGAGCAAAAAGCCCUGUUUUCUAGUCGGAUCUCACUCCAUCAUCAAAGUACUUCUCUAGUUGUAUUAACCCAUUCCUCUGUGCGCCAUUUUGACCUUCCAGGAUCGCGUGAUGAUCAAUCGCAUGGACAACAUCUGUGAGGCGGUCAUCAAGGGCAAGUGGCCCGCCAACCGCCGCCAGUUCUUCGACAUCCCGGGCCUGUUGCCUGGAUACCCUGGCCCCACGGCGUCCGAAAGCCCCCUGCAGAGGCGGGGCCUGGCCGAGCUGUCGAUGGUGGCGGCUGCUCAGGCGAGCUUCAGCGGCAGCGAGGACCUCACUCUCUCGCCACAGGUUAAUGUAAGUAGUAAAAAAAUAGUUUGUAUAAUGGUUAACAUGGCAUGCAUCUCAGAUGAUUUGUCUUGGGGGAAAAUAAAGUUAUUUAAGUGUAUUCAUACUGAUAUAUAGGAUGAGGUCUGAAAAAUGAAUAUUCCCUUAUUACUACAUAAUUUACUUAAAUCACUUAAUUUCAAACCAGUGUCCCAAUUUUCCACAUUGAUUUUCGUUGUUCUGGUGAUCACAUAAUUCUCAACCCUAUAUUUCCCUCUCCCUCCCUUCCUACCUCCCUCUCUCUCUGUAAAGGAGGAUGCUCUGAGCAUGUCGUUGCCAAAGCAGCGUCGUCGCAGGCGGAGGAAGGUGGAGAUUGAGGCGGAGCGCGCCGCCAAGCGAAGGAACCUGAUGGAUAUGGUGGCCCAGCUCAGAGAGUCUCACCAAGCUGAGUCCCAGAGCCAGGCCAUGGACCUCACCAAGGUAGGGUCUUUAGAAUUUUAUGAAUUAAUUCUAAAUUUAGAAUUACGUAUCACUUUUUAAUUACACUUUUGGGUCAGAGGGGUGUCCUACGAAUCAGGUUUGAGGAGUUAGCGAGGUAACUUUGGUCAACUCUUGAGUUGAACUCGGGAUAAGCAAUCAUAUGAAUGUGCCUCACCUUUCAAUCAAGGUAAAUUCCUAUGGCAAUGAAUCCUUCAGAACUAACCUGCUCCGGGGCAUACUAAUUCAUGCCUAACUCCAUUUUCCUGAAUGAAGUGUCUGAGCUGUGAGUUGAGGACCAAUGAAAUCAGAUUCCCUCCCUCUCGCAAAGAUUGCGCCAUCAUCCCCUUCAUUUGAGGAAGACGACUGACUAAAUAUUGUAUUAAUCAAAUGUUUUUGGUUUUAGGUAUUUUAAAAUUGUAAAAAUAAUUUAUCACGUUAUUUAGUAAUGACCAAAUGCAUUUAAAACUUCACGGGGACAGUAACUUUUAUAUGACAAAUAAGUGUUAUUUUGGUAAAAUUAUUUUAUUGAUAGGAGUGGGGGGAAAAAGGUGCUCAUGCAAAGACUGCAUUAAUGAUACGUAAUAAAAUAAAGACUGCACUUCUAAAAGCUUCUUUGACAUCAUAGCCUGCUGAUUUUGCAAGAUAACUUUUCCUUCAUUUUGGUUUCGGCACAAAUGUAAAUGCAGUACUGACUUGCCUCUGGAUUGAUGUUUCAGAAUUGUCUCAAUGAAGAGUUCAGCAUUCGACUAGCCACGUGCGACAUGCACACGCAGUUACAAGCCUGCUAGAGUUAGCGGCAGGCAGAUUAGCAAUAUCCACCAUCGUAGUACGGAUGAAGCCUGAGCUGGAAUGUGAAGCUAACCGAAGCUGGUUAGCUUUAGAAAACGUUCCAUAUUGCUAAACAUUGGGACAUGUUAUUCUUCUCCAGGGCAUGCACCACCACCACAAGUCAGGCAUCGUCCCUGGCGGGCUACUCCAGCAGCAGCAUGGUGCCUUCUGCUACCCUCAAGGCUCAGAUGGAGCUGCUGCAGGCGGCCACGCCUUCCAGACAUAGGGCCAAUGGCUCAUUGGCCGAGGCUGACCUGCCCACCCGGAGGAGGCGAGGCCGCAGGAAAAAUGUGGAGGGGCUGGAGCUCCUGUUCAUCAACAACAAGAGAGGAGCCACGGUACGGAACACGGUCACUAACAGUCACUACGGAAAUACAUUUUGUUAAUUUAUUAAAGGUCCAAUUCAGCUGUUUUUAUCUCGAUAUCAUAUGGUUUCUGGGUAACAAUUAAGUACCGUACUGUGAUUGUGUUCAAUUAAAAUGGUCAAAAAGAAACAAAAAUAGCUUAUUGGCAAAGAGCAAUUUCUUAAGCAAGAAUUUUGCUCGGACUAUCUGGGAAUUUUCUGAGUUGGAAGGGGAAAACUAGCUGUUAUUGGCUGUUAUAAGGUUUUGAACUCUUCCUUAUUGGUCUACUAACUAAUUUACCGGUCAAAACUCCAUCCCAUCAAAACGGGUAUUUUUAAACAGCUCUUUUUAUUUUAUUUAUAUGUAUAUAUACAUACAUACAGUGCAUUCGGAAAGUAUUCAAACUCCUUGACUUUUUCCACAUUUUGUUACGUUACGGCCUUAUUCUAAAAUGGAUUCAAUUGUUUUUUCCCCUCAUCAAUCUACAUACAAUACCCCAUAAUGACAAAGCAAAAACAGGUUUUUAGAUUUUUUUUGCUAAUUUAUCAAAUAAAAAAAACCUGAUGUCACAUUUACAUAAGUAUUCAGACCCUUUACUCAGUACUUUGUUGAAGCACCUUUGGCAGUGAUUACAGCCUCGAGUCUUCUUGGGUAUGACGCUACAAGCUCUGUCAAAUUGGAUGGGGUGAAUCGCUGCACAGCUAUUUUCAGGUAUCUCCAGAGAUGUUCAAUUCUGAGCUCUGACUGGGCCACUCAAGGACAUUCUGAGACUUGUCCCGAAGCCACUCCUGCAUUGUCUUGGCUGUGUGCUUAGGGUCGUUGUCCUGUUGGAAGGUGAAUCUUCACCCCAGUCUGAGGUUUUCAUCAAGGAUCUCUCUGUCCGUUAAUCUUUCCCUCGAUCCUGACUAGUCUCCUAGUCCCUGAGCUGAAAAACAUACCCACAGCAUGAUGCUGCCACCACCAUGCUUCACUGUAGGGAUAGUGCCAGGUUUCCUCCAGACGUGACGCUUGGCAUUCAGGCCAAAGAGUUUCAAUCUUGGUUUCAUCAGACCAGAGAAUCUUGUAAAUCUGUGAAAUUAUCUGGAUUUUUACAAAUUAUCUUUGAAAGACAGGGUCCUGAAAAGGGGACGUUUCUUUUUUUGCUGAGUUUACAUUUUACUGAUACAGUAUAUUUAAAAAUUGUUAUCUUUUGUUUGUUUUUAGUCCAACCUUCAGCUCCACUCAACCAGCUCUUACGCCAGAGUUUCCCAAACUCUAUCCUGGGUGCACUUUUUUCCCACCACUACACAGCUGACUCAACUAAUCAUCAAACUUUGAUUAUUUGAAUCAGCUGUGUAGUUCUAGGGCAAAAACCAAAACGUUCACCCUUUGGGUUCCCCAGGACAGAGUUUGGGAAACGCUGUUUACACCAAAAGGCAUAAUCAUAAUUUUCAACAAUUUCACAGUAUUAACCUCCAUAAUGUGGAAAAAAAUAUAUAUAUAUAAAACACAGGAAAUCCUGGUUUUCACACACUGUUGCUGGUAUUUUGGCCCAUUCCUCCAUGCAGAUCUCCUCUAGAGCAGUGAUGUUUUGGGGCUGUCGCUGGGCAACACAGACUUUCAACUCCCUCCAAAUAUUUUCUAUGGGGUUGAGAUCUGGAGACUGGCUAGGCCACUCCAGGACCUUGAAAUGCUUCUUACGAAGCCACUCCUUCGUUGCCCGGGCGGUGUGUUUGGGAUCAUUGUCAUGCUGAAAGACCCAGCCACGUUUCAUCUUCAAUGCCCUUGCUGAUGGAAGGAGGGUUUCACUCAAAAUCUCACGAUACAUGGCCCCAUUCAUUCUUUCCUUUACACGGAUCAGUCGUCCUGGUCCCUUUGCAGAAAAACAGCCCCAAAGCAUGAUGUUUCCAACCCCAUGCUUCACAGUAGGUAUGGUGUUCUUUGGAUGCAACUCAGCAUUCUUUGUCCUCCAAACAUGACGAGUUGAGUUUUUACCAAAAAGUUAUAUUUUGGUUUCAUCUGACCAUAUGACAUUCUCCCAAUCCUCUUCUGGAUCAUCCAAAUGCACUUCAGACGGGCCUGGACAUGUACUGGCUUAAGCAGGGGGACACGUCUCGCACUGCAGGAUUUGAGUCCCUGGCAGCGUAGUGUGUUACUGAUGGUUGGCUUUGUUACUUUGGUCCCAGCUCUCAGCAGGUCAUUCACUAGGUCCCCCCGUGUGGUUCUGGGAUUUUUGCUCACCGUUCUUGUGAUCAUUUUGACCCCACGGGGUGAGAUCUUGCAUGGAGCCCCAGAUCGAGGGAGAUUAUCAGUGGUCUUGUAUGUCUUCCAUUUCCUAAUAAUUGCUCCCACAGUUGAUUUCUUCAAACCUAGCUGCUUACCUGUUGCAGAUUCAGUCUUCCCAGCCUGGUGCAGGUCUACAAUUUUGUUUUUGGUGUCCUUUGACAGCUCUUUGGUCUUGGCCAUUGUGAAGUUUGGAGUGUGACUGUUUGAGGUAGUGGACAGGUGUCUUUUAUACUGAUAACAAGUUCAAACAGGUGCCAUUAAUACAGGUAACGAGUGGAGGACAGAGGAGCCUCUUAAAGAAGAAGUUACAGGUCUGUGAGAGCCAGAAAUCUUGCUUGUUUGUAGGUGACCAAAUACUUAUUUUCCACCAUAAUUUGCAAUAAAUUCAUUAAAAAUCCUACAAUGGGAUUUUCUGGAUUUUUUUUUCUCAAUUUGUCUGUCAUAGUUGACGUGUACCUAUGAUGAAAAUUACAGGCCUCUCUCAUCUUUUUAAGUGGGAGAACUUGCACAAUUGGUGGCUGACUAAAUACUUUUUUGCCCCACUGUAUAUAUAAAUAUAAAACACAGGAAAUCAUGUUUCUGACUGCACUGGACCUUUAAUAAAUAGUUAUAAAGCACCUGAUGGGCAUAGGUUCAACGGGAAAAAGUCUGAUGUGAAGUUAAAGUUUAAUAAAAUGUCAAAUGAGCACGGGUCUGCCUGGGAUAAGGGGAUAUCUCAAUUAGACUAACCUACAUUUAAAUAAAAGUUUGAUUGGACUUUGAUAAAAUGUAAUACAAAUCAAACUAUAGGAGGAUUCCGAGGGGACCAAAGCAUCGGUGGAGGGGGUGCAGAUGCCCCCGCGUUCCCACCGCCACAACAUUCCCAGUCCCAGCGCCUCCGCCCGCGUCCCUUCUGUCAGCGCUAUGGAGGACGGGGAAGCUGGUACCCCCUCUGACAAGGACCUGAGGGACUGGCUCAGACAGCACCCCACAUACACCAUGGACAUGCCUACUGCAUACACACCAGUAUGUACUUAAACAAAAUGGAAUACAGUAUAGUUGUUUAUCAGAUGUCCCUAUCCAGUAAAACUAUCCCAUCAAUGUGGAAUAUGAGCAUAUCCCCUACCUUCAACCCCCUGUUCCCUUUCCUAAAUCAACUCUUACACCACCCUUUCAGUGAUUCAAAUAUGGUUACAAAAUAUAACAUUUAGCUAUUCUAUUUCAUAACGGUUGUAGUAUAUAAUGAAGUAUUCAAGAAUUUCAUGCCUUGCCCUGUUGUGAUUCCAACCCCUGUCCACUCUCCCUUGUCUGUCUCUCUGUAGAAGAGUGAGGAGUUGCUUCUCUCCUCCCAGUUCCCCAAACCCAAGCAGAAGCGGCACCGCUGCCGGAACCCCAACAAGAUCGACAUCAACACUCUCACUGGAGAAGAGCGGGUUCCCGUGGUCAACCGGAGAAACGGCAGAAAGGUAUGGGUUCAUUUCAGUACAAAUCAAAUUAGCUUUGUCACAAAUGCAUUGGUCACCGUUUGGCAACUAUUUCAAACACCUAAUUUAGCCUUUCAUAGCAAAACUGAAGGUAUUGCUAUCUUGUAAACCAUUUUGUUCCUCUCUUUUUUCCAGAUGGGUGGAGCCAUGGCCCCUCCCAUGAAGGAACUGCCCAGAUGGCUCCUGGAGAACCCAGAGUUUGCCAUCGCUCCUGAUUGGACCGACAUUGUCAAGCAAUCGGUGAGUCUCUUGUCAUUCACCCAUUUAGCCCUCAAAUGAUUCCAAUCAGCACUUGUUUUAGAUUUUAACCUUAUCUGUUGGAAACGGAUGUUUGAGGAGAAAUUGUUGCCGAAUCGCAAAAUUGUCAUUGACAGCCAUGAGUGACUUCUAACUAACCACGGUCUCCUCCCCCAUUCCACAGGGCUUCCUCCCUGAGGCCAUGUUCGACCGUCUCCUGACUGGGCCCGUGGUGCGUGAGGAGGGCGUCCGUCGUCGGGGGAGACGCCCCAAAUCAGAGAUUGCCAAGGCGACGGUGGCUGCCGCGGCAGCUCAGGCCCAGGCUGCAUCCUCCAGCGGCCUGAACCCCUUGCUGAUGAACGGCCUGUUUGGAGGCAUGGACAUCACCAGCCUGCAGGGCCUACAGAGCUUCCAGAGUCUUCAGCUGCAGCUCAUGGGCUUCCCCGGCAUGGGGGGGACUGACGCUAAACACGCCUCGGCCAUGCUGCCUCUCAUGCUGCCUGGUAUGGCUGGUAUGGGCGGCCUGCCAAACAUGUUCGGCCUGGGAGGCCUGUUCGGAAACAACCUGGCCGCUGCCUCGGCUGCAGCCACGCCCGCUGCAGCCUCCAAUGGCACCAACGACGAGGGCGAUUCAGACGAGAUGUCGAAGAGAGACGAAGGGGAGGGCGGAGAAGAGGGGGAUGAGGACAAGGAGAAGGACACUGGGGUGGAGGCGGAGUCGAGCAAGGCUAAUGGGGACGCCGCGGCUCUGAACGCAGCCGCCGCCGCAAUGGCCGCCUCCGGCAUGUCGGCCAACUCCCUGGCCUUCAACCCCUUCCUGCUAUCCACCAUGGCCCCUGGGCUCUUUUCCCCCUACAUGUUCCUGCCCCCUGGCCUGGGAGGUCUCACCAUGCCUGGCUUCCCCCCCACCACCCUGGCCGACCUGCAGAGCGCCAUGGCUGGAGCCAUGGGGGCUGCUUCUGGAGCUCAGGGCCAGGAGAAGGAGCCCAGCCAGGCUGGCCUUGCCCCGGACCGCCCUGCCGCCGCUACCGCAGACCCAGAGACAGCCGAAGACAGCGACUCAGCAGAGAGUCUGGAGAAGACGGCCGAGUCGUCAGCCCUAGAAGACGAGGCCUCUGCAUUGGCUGAGGAAGCCGACUCGCCGGAAGACCUAGCGGCCGAGGAUGAGGAGGAAGGAGAGGAUGCCCCUGAGGAGAAGAGUGACGGAAACUAACUGGCCUUUGACAUUUCCCCCCAAUCCUCUACUGCCCCCCCCCCCCUCCCACCCCGAGUGCUCUCAUGACACGUUUACACACCAACUUGAUCCAAAUUAGUUUUUUCUUUUUUGUUUUAUGUCUUUGUUUCUUUUACAGGUAAGAAUGGAAAUCAGGGAGAGUAUACGUAACUAAAAGGCUCUCACUGUAGCGUUAAUAGCGUAGUCAGGGAAAAA
Coregonus sp. 'balchen' is the source of this 13355-nucleotide messenger RNA. The record is from the annotation of a GenBank genome assembly. Lineage: Eukaryota; Metazoa; Chordata; Actinopteri; Salmoniformes; Salmonidae.